AUGGAAGAUCCUACUUCGGCGGAAGGAGAAAGCGGCUCAACCAAAUAUACGAUCAACGAUCUGAUGGAUGUUUUGCAACAUCCGUUGGCGAAGUUCGUGACCAUUCGCAAAGAAGUGAAUGAAGGUAACGCCGCGGCGGAGCGGCAGAAACUUGACCGCUCGAUCAGAAGCCAUGUUGAUCCAAUCGCGAAAGACGUCUUGAAGGUACCAGACAGCAGCAACACGACGAUCAAGGCCUAUGAGAACGGUGCGAAAGCGAUGACCGCUACACUCGUGACUACAAGCAAGACGGCCGAACGCGUGGAUCAAAGUAUAAGCAACUUGAACAAAAACAUCGGCGGUGUCCGUAUUAUGGCAAACUCGAUGAUGUCUGGUAUACUUCAGGCCCUUGAAGAGGUGGUUGAGGAAGUACGCAUGAUUAACCAUAACCUUGAGGGUAUCAAGGACGAGUUGCGGGCAAAGAAUAUCCUCGUCUCUUCGGGCGGAUUUGGACCGGAUGGUUUUGCUCCCAGAGAGUCGUUACCUAAGGAUUCCAAGGUGACCUUCCAUCUGGUUAUUCCAGCAUGGUAUGAGAUCCAAGUGAAGGUCCCGCUUCACUUUCCCGAUGAGCUUCAGCCUUUGCGAAUAGUGGGACCAAAGCAUGGUGGUAAAGAGUUGGUCUCUUUUAAUCUUCCUGCAGCAACGGCGGAUUUGCUUGAUGGUAUUGCUACUGUACUAGAUCCCGAGGGUUACAACGGUAAAGCAACUGUGGCAGCAGUAGCUACAUGGGGAGUACUUGGUUGUGGUGGAGCCCUUGGGGAUUGUUUUGCAGCCUGUAUCGGUCUUGGUAUUGUGACUGGGCUAGGUCCUAUAGCAGUUAUACCUGCCGGGUUUGGAUUGUUUCCUACAGUGGGUGCUCCUGUUGCCUUUAGGGGUGUUGAUGCUGUUGCGGAGAUGCUACGCGAGGAACCAACUCGAAUUUUGGGAUCAGACAGACGACUACAUCGAGAAUAUGGUAUCGAUGGGUUAUAG
This is a messenger RNA of Fusarium subglutinans, 1011 nucleotides long. RefSeq lists its product as uncharacterized. NCBI's taxonomy places the organism in Eukaryota, Fungi, Ascomycota, Sordariomycetes, Hypocreales, Nectriaceae. The record is from RefSeq and is a predicted model, not a curated record. The transcript has 3 exons. The coding region runs from base 1 to 1011 and encodes 336 amino acids.